Molecule: messenger RNA, 1734 nt
Organism: Labeo rohita (rohu)
Lineage: Eukaryota; Metazoa; Chordata; Actinopteri; Cypriniformes; Cyprinidae
Gene: rab33bb
Product: ras-related protein Rab-33B
Exons: 2
Coding region: 422-1108 (228 amino acids)
Cellular component (GO): endosome; Golgi apparatus
Molecular function (GO): GTPase activity; GTP binding
Source: RefSeq, a predicted model, not a curated record
AUGUGAGAUGUGUAUACUUUGUUUGUUUUAACCUUACUCCAGAAACCGUUUUAGCUACUGAGAGGGAUAUGAAAUAACUGGGGGUUGGUUUGGUUUCUGUCCAAACUGGAGUCAGACUUCCCUUUUAAAAACGGUUCGUAGCCUUUUUAUUAUAUGCUUACUUGCAUACAUGAAUUCAUGCUUUAAGUAAAUGACUGUGUUUUUGUUAUAUUGCAAAAAAAGCAAAAGUUUACUUUAAUCACCUGCUUUGACGUCUUCUGAAGGUGGGCUUUGAAAACGAGUCUCUUAUUUAAGGGGAAGUUCUUGUAAUCAGUAACCACCCGUCAUGGGCAUGUGAGGAGUGCUCACUGGAGUGCUCUGACCUUUUAGCCUUCUUUUAACAUCUAUUUCACAUGUUUUCGUCGCCACUGCUACACGGUAGAUGGAUUCGUCCUUGGAGAGCUCCACUUCAUCGAAUGGUACCCCGGUGCGCUGUCGUCGUACCUGUAAGAUCAUUGUGAUUGGAGAUGCCGGUGUCGGUAAGACCUGUCUGACUCACCGCUUUUGCACCGGACAGUUUCCCACCAGAACGGAGGCUACAAUUGGGGUGGAUUUUCGUGAGAAACUUCUUGACAUAGAAGGCGAGAAAAUCAAAGUACAGCUGUGGGACACGGCUGGUCAGGAGCGUUUUCGUAAAAGCAUGGUUCAGCACUACUAUCGCAAUGUGCACGGAAUUGUUUUUGUCUUCGACGUCUCUAACCCCACCAGUUUCUGCAAUCUUCCCAUGUGGAUGGACGAGUGCCGGCAGCACUCUCUUGGUCCGGAUAUUCCCCGCGCCCUCGUUUGCAACAAGUUCGAUCUGGUCACUUCGGCGAGUGCUUCUGUGUUAAUCGAUCAGGCUCGACAUUUGGCUGAAGUCCACGGAAUGUCUUUUUAUCUUACUUCAGCCAAAGGUCGUAAAGGGGACCCGCUGGACGCCAUCUUUGUGACAUUGGCACAGAGGUUGAAGAUCCAGAAAAGGGAGUGUGUGAAUGAAUUAACUUUACAGUGCAGAUCUGAGAGCUUCAAUAUCCCAGCAAGAGUCAUAACAGCACAGGAGACCAAGAAGAAAUGGGCCUGCACCUGCUGACUGAUGAAUGAACAUAAGACUUAUGUGCUUGUUUUAGUAUGUCCACUAAAAGAGGCACUGUAAAUAACAGCAUGUACUUUGAGAAUAACAGGUCAGUGGUCAUGGUGGCAUGAAGGCUGGUUUAAAUGGCAAUUACCAUUUGGAAUUUUAUAGUCAUCUGACUCUUAGUUUGGUAGACAAGGUAUUGGUAAGAACAUAAUCUGUAUGAAGUAAUGUCUUAUAAUGAAACAAACAGCAAGACAGUGAUAUUUGAUUUCAUUUCCAGUUUCUUUGGGGUUUUAAAAUAGUUGCUGUUGAUUUUGAUCCCUAAACUUUUCGCAGACAGCAGCCAGAGUUCUUGUCAAGAAUAAUGUUAGCUACUACAUGAGGUUGAUAGUUAUCAGUGUAACAGCAUCUGAUUUUCAGCCACUGGCAACCCCUUUGCUUUAUCCUGGAGCUAUAAGACUAAUGUGAAAGUUUUUUCCUGACAGCUGAAUCUUCAUUUGUUCUUGCUGUUCUUUGUGCUCGGUCUAGGCUAUAGUGACUAACCACAUCCACAUCCAUGUAACCCUAUUUAAAUAUACUGUUUAUAUAGGUAGCAAAGUGUUUGUAUGAUUCAAUAAACAAAAUAAAAAGGUCUCGUUCUG